AACAAAUAUCAGUAAAAGGAUGGCAUUAGCAGAGACAAUUAGUCGGAAAAUCCAUAAAUUGGGAUUAGUUCCUAAGUUGAUUAAGUUAUUGCCCAUAGUAUCGAUUUUAUUGGCGAUUUCAAGUAUUUCAUGGAUAUUAAUAUUACCAUUAAAUGGUAAUUAUAGAAAUACUUAUAUAUCAGAAAAUGCUUUAAUGCCAUCACAAGUUACAUCAUUUUUUCGAGAAAGUGAAUGGAAUAUUGUUAGAGGUUAUAGAGAAGAAAUUAGUAAAUUAGAAAAUCAAUCAAUUGAAAUUCGAAAUAAUCAACUUGAAAAAUGGGUAAAUGAUCUUGGUUUAGUUACUGCUUAUCAUAAUAAUGGUAAAUUUAAUGAUACUUUAUAUGCUAUUAUGCAUGCUCCAAGAGGUGAUGAUACUGAAGCUAUGGUAUUAGCUAUACCUUGGGAAACUUCAGAUAAUGAAUAUAAUGAAGGUGGAAUGGCUUUAGCUAUAGCAUUAAGUAGAUAUUUUUCAAAAAUGUCUAUUUGGUCAAAAAAUAUUAUAAUUGUAUUUGUUGAAAAUAAUCAAUUCCCAUUAAGAUCUUGGGUUGAAGCUUAUCAUACUUCAUUAGAAGAAACUGCAGGAUCAAUUGAAGCAGCCAUUGUUCUUGAAUAUGGAAAAAAUGGAGAUUAUUUUGAUUAUUAUGAAUUAAUUUAUGAAGGUUUAAAUGGUCAAUUACCCAAUUUAGAUUUAUUAAAUACGGUUAAUUUAAUUGGUUAUCAUGAAGGAUUACAUUGUGCUAUUCAAGAUACUCCAUCAACUGAAUUAGUUAAAGAUACUUAUUUUACAAGAUUAAGAACAUUAAUUAGAGGUAUAAUUGCUUUAACAUUAACUGGUAUUAAACCAGGUGGAGGAUGUGAAGCAUUUUCUGGUUGGCAAAUUCAAGCAUUUACAAUAAAGGCAAGAGGAACUAAAGGACCUCAUGAUGUUACCCAAUUUGGUAGAUUGGUUGAUUCUACAUUUAGAUCAGUUAAUAAUUUAUUAGAAAAGUUUCAUCAAUCAUUUUUCUUUUAUUUAAUGUUAUCAAAAAAUCAUUUUGUUUCUAUUGGAACUUAUUUACCUUCAGCUGUUUUAAUGGCAAUUGCAUUUACUUUUAGUUCUUUAGGUACUAUAUUAAUUAGUGGAUUAGAAAUCAAUUCAUUUAUAAGUCAUUCUGCUAAAAUUUUAACUAUAUUUGUGAUUAUUGAAAUUAUAUGUUUUAUUCUUUCAUUAACUUUACCAUUAAUUAAAGUUGAUAUAUCAAUUUUACUUAUUAUAUUAUCAUUUAUACCGUUAGGUUUAAAAUCAUCAUCAUCAUCAUCAUUUAAAUUGAAUAAAACUACAUCAUUUGGAUUAGUUGCUUUAUCAUUAUUCUUUAUUUCAUUAUUAAUAACGGCCUUAUUAAUAGUUCAUUUUUCUUUGGCUCUCUUAUUAGGGUUAUUUACAUUACCAUUAACAUUUUUAGCUCAACCUAAACCGAAAUUAAAGACCAUCAUAUGUCUAUUAAUUUCUAAUCCAUUCUUUAUUAUAUCAAUUGCCGGUCAAGAUAUAUUUCUUGGGCUUGUCACAUCUUGGCAUGAUUUACAAUGUUGGACAUGGUUUGUGGUUAGUUUAGGAUGGUAUUCAGCUUGGUUGGGGGUAGCUGUAGGUACACUUUCAGGAGAUUUUACUGUACAGGAUACUACAAAAAAGCAGCAAUAGUUUAGAGCAAUAGCCGUAUAUAAAAAUAAUAUAUAAUAUUUAUUUUAUACAUAUAUUUAUUUUAUACGAUUAAGGUAUGUAUACUGUACAUUAUACAUUCACUUAUUUAAGCUUUAAAUCAAUAGUCUCAUUGUAGUGCCAUACAUUUAGCUGUUUUAGGAAUGUUUCGCACGCCAAAUUUUAUAACAGCACGCACAGAAAAUAAGACGUGUAUUUUUUUCAUUUGUGUACCUUUUUUGGACUGUUUCGUCUCCUA
Messenger RNA from Scheffersomyces amazonensis, 1973 nucleotides. Its product is annotated as GPI-anchor transamidase subunit. The record is from RefSeq and is a predicted model, not a curated record. The transcript has a single exon. Gene Ontology annotation, biological process: attachment of GPI anchor to protein. Lineage: Eukaryota; Fungi; Ascomycota; Pichiomycetes; Serinales; Debaryomycetaceae. Gene Ontology annotation, cellular component: GPI-anchor transamidase complex; membrane. Bases 20 to 1717 code for a protein of 565 amino acids.